AGUGACCGCAGAGGCAGAGAGGUGGGCGGGCUGGCCCAUGGAUGAGACUUCGCUCCCGAAGCUGGGGGGAGAUGCUGAAGCCACGCCUUGCCCCAGCAUCCUGGAGCUGGAGGAGCUCUUGAGGGCAGGGAGGGGCUCUUGCAACCGCGUGGACGAAGUUUGGCCCAACCUUUUCAUAGGAGAUGCGGCCACGGCAAAUAACCGCUUUGAGCUGUGGAAGUUGGGCAUCACCCACGUGCUGAACGCCGCCCAUGGGGGCCUCUACUGCCAGGGCAGCCCUGACUUCUACGGCAGCAGUGUGACCUACCUGGGGGUGCCAGCCCACGACCUCCCCGAUUUCGACAUCAGUGCCUAUUUCUCCUCUGCAGCCGACUUCAUCCACCGUGCCCUCAGCACACCUGGGGCCAAGGUCCUGGUGCAUUGUGUGGUGGGCGUGAGCCGCUCAGCUACGCUGGUCCUGGCCUACCUGAUGCUGCACCAGCAGCUGUCCCUGCGCCAGGCAGUGAUCACCGUGAGGCAGCACCGAUGGGUCUUCCCCAAUCGAGGCUUCCUCCACCAGCUCUGCCAGCUGGACCAGCAACUGCGGGGUGCAGGCCGGAGCUGAGGGACCAGAGCUGGUCCUUACUCUGUGCCAUGGGGCUCUGCCACUUUGCUCCUCUGGCACUGGCCCUGCUGGGACUGCUGGAGGCGCUGACCCACGUGGAUGCCAGGAAGAUGGUGAGAGGCCAGUGCGGGGUCUGCCCUAGAGCCUGCUGCUCCACCUGUUUCCUCCUGUUGCCUGCACCCCCUCUCAGCCGCUGUCUUCAAUCCCCACAGAAACAGCAUCAAGUGUGCAGAGACAGGCGGCUAGAAGCCGGCAGCAUAAACUGCCUGUCAGAAGAGACUGCGGCCUGGGCCAGAAACCCCCACAGGAUGGACUCGCUGCAGAAGCAGGAUCUCCGGAGGCCCAAGAUCCACGGGGCAGUUCGGGCAUCCCCCUACCAACCACCCACACUGGCCAUGCUCCAGCGCUUGCUGUGGGUCCAUAGAACUGCCGUGCUGAGCCACAUCGAUGAGGUCUGGCCCGGCCUCUUCCUGGGGGAUGCGUAUGCAGCCCGGGACAAGAGCAAGCUGACACAGCUGGGCAUCACCCACGUUGUGAACGUUGCUGCAGGCAAGUUUCAAGUGGACACAGGUGCCAAGUUCUACCGCGGAAUGCCCUUGGAGUACUAUGGCAUCGAGGCCGAUGACAACCCCUUCUUUGACCUCAGUGUCUACUUUCUGCCUGUUGCUCAAUACAUCCGAGCUGCCCUCAGUGUUCCACAAGGCCGCGUUCUGGUACACUGUGCCAUGGGGGUAAGCCGCUCUGCCACACUUGUCCUGGCCUUUCUCAUGAUCUGCGAGAACAUGACGCUGGUAGAGGCCAUCCAGAUGGUGCAGGCCCACCGUGACAUCUGCCCCAACUCGGGCUUCCUCCGGCAGCUCCAGGUUCUGGACAACCGGCUGGGGCGGGAGACGGGACGGCUCUGACCUGCAGGCAGCCAAGAGCCCUGACCCUCCAUCCAGCACGGCCUGACCUGACCAGCCUGG
Messenger RNA from Galeopterus variegatus (Sunda flying lemur), 1569 nucleotides. RefSeq names its product dual specificity phosphatase 13 (gene DUSP13B). Gene Ontology annotation, molecular function: MAP kinase phosphatase activity; protein tyrosine/serine/threonine phosphatase activity. Gene Ontology annotation, biological process: protein dephosphorylation; negative regulation of MAPK cascade. NCBI's taxonomy places the organism in Eukaryota, Metazoa, Chordata, Mammalia, Dermoptera, Cynocephalidae. The coding region runs from base 526 to 1509 and encodes 327 amino acids. The record is from RefSeq and is a predicted model, not a curated record. Gene Ontology annotation, cellular component: cytoplasm. The transcript is spliced from 8 exons.